Molecule: messenger RNA, 1896 nt
Organism: Aureococcus anophagefferens
Lineage: Eukaryota; Pelagophyceae; Pelagomonadales; Pelagomonadaceae
Exons: 11
Coding region: 1-1896 (631 amino acids)
Biological process (GO): regulation of DNA-templated transcription elongation; mRNA export from nucleus
Cellular component (GO): THO complex part of transcription export complex
Source: RefSeq, a predicted model, not a curated record
AUGUGGCUGAGGAACGUUGAAAUGCAAAUUUUCGAGGCGGUUGAAGAUUCGGAGUUAAUGGCCCACGCGCAAGACGACACUGAGCUCUUUCAGAUGCAACAAGAACCAAAGGAAUCGGUGGCCAUGGGGCCGAGAACGAGACCUCCAAAGUUGUGGUUAUAUCUCGCUUCGGACUUGCAUCAAGAUUGUCAAGAAUUUUCCAUGGCGAUUUGGGCGGCCUUGGAUGAUUGUGUGCGACGAGCAGCGGGCGAAGCGUCGAACGGUCCUCGAAUUCGCACGGCCGUGGUGGAACAGUGCGGUCUGCUGGACCCAAGCGACGCAGUUGAAGUGGCAGCGCGUGGGUUGCUCUCGCGGGCCUUAGAAGGGCACGAUGAGGCUUACGCGGCGGAAUUGGUGGGAGUCUGUGUUGCAUAUGCCCGAUACGAGGCAAGCCAUAAUAUUCGUGAUGGAACAGCGCCGCGGGUGGUUCUGUGCGUGCCCUUCAAGCUACUAGAAGACGCGUUGGAUGCCUCGAGUGUGUCGGGCUGUGGGUUCUGGUGGGCCCAAGUUCUCCUAUUCCUUGCAGCAGCUUGGCCUAUCUCUGAGAAAUCGGCCGCGGAGAGCGAAGGCAUGUUGGCAGACGACUACGCAACGCUUAUUGCAGCGCGGUUGUCUCGCAGUCUCGCACGCUCAUCAACCAAUAGCUCAGGACUAGGUAUGGAGGAGCGUAGAGCCUUAUUAGCAAGCGUGGAUGCGUGUUGCGCCGCACUCGAGAACACAGCACCAUCUGAAGACAGUGUCACUCGAGCACGCGACUCUUGGCUCGCUGAGCGACUUGGGCGCGUGAAUGAAGAUGUCUAUGGAACGUUUACGGGGCGCCUGCAUGGUAUUAUGACCAUGGGCGCAAAAUACCUCACAAAUUCACGGCUACUCCGGAUCCAGCUUCGAGAUCCCGUCCUGCGGAUGCAGCUUGUUACGCAGCUAUACUUGGUUUUUUACUAUCUCCUACGUGAAAGUAUUAUUGGCGAUCAGCCUUCAUUAGGGACCAAAAGUACAAGCAAGCCAGACUGGGCAUCCUCCGCCAUGUCCCGUGUCAACCAUGUCCUUGCGCGUGUCCGCAAGCUCGUAGUUUCCACCCCACCAAAUGGCCCAGAGCGCCUCGAGUCAUUGGACGAACUAAUCAAGCGGGAGGCGAAUUGGUCGACUUGGAAGAAGAACGGAUGCGCUCUCCAAAGUCCAAUCUCUCGUUUGCAAAAUUUCGUAUUUAUAUAUCUAUAUCUAUGUCUAUGUCUAUGUCUAUAUCUAUAUCUAUAUCUAUAUCGCGCAGCUUCGCCUGGAGCCGCUAAUUUUAUUUUUCAUUCUCGACAGGAAGACUAUCGCACCGAUACUCCAAAGAUGACAAAACGAUCAGGCGAGCGAUAUACUCCACCAACAUAUGCAGUACUUGUUAAACGCGCAAAGCUCAAGGCCGAUGCAGAUAGCAUCAAAAAUGAAGGCACAAUCGAGAAUUGUUGCGUGAAACUGGCAGAUGCUGUGCCAUCUAUCGAGGAAUUUCUUAGAGCGUACGAAGUCGCCCAAGACCCAGAGAACAGCAUUGAAGAUGAGUACCACCCCAAAAAUGACAAGGUCUACUGCUGGAGAGCACUAAGGCUUGUUGUCACACAUCAUCUCGCCUGGUUUGCAGAGAUGCAGAAAGCCGAUCUUGACGCAUCUAGCUAUGCGUUUCACAUGAGUGUUGUACUACACUCAUGCAGAACGAGAGAUUUUAGUGGCUGUGAAGAAGCUACAGGCAAAGCGCGUCAAGACCAUUACACCAAAAAUGCAAACGGACCUGAGUCCAUCAGAGAGUCGAUGACUUGGCACACAGAUCUAGCGGCAGAUAAUCUUCGCGCAAGUGAUACACCAGCGUUAGUGUGA